Molecule: messenger RNA, 1167 nt
Organism: Lactuca saligna
Lineage: Eukaryota; Viridiplantae; Streptophyta; Magnoliopsida; Asterales; Asteraceae
Source: the annotation of a GenBank genome assembly
AUGCGAUACAACGAGCGACAUAUCCAAUACGCGUUGAUCCUUCGAUCGCCGAUCGUCGUCUCCGGCGGCCACAGAAAGGUAAAGGUCUCCGAAGAUCGGCAAAUCCAUCUAAAGCUAUAUGCGUCUUACGUUUUUAACCCUAUAAACAGGUUAAUAGGCUGUACUCCAAUGAUGAGAUCAAAGCACUACACAAUAGAAGAAUGGGAUACAAAGCCAAUAAGAAAAAUCCCUUCUUUGGUUGAUCUUUGUGUUCAGAAAGCUGUAGACAAUGUUAGGUACUUAGGGGAUGUGGGAGAAACAGACUUCCAUCUUCUAGAACGUUUUUUACCACACUGUACUGUUGAGCAGUUGAUGCAUAUCGAGGAUUCAACCGAGGAUCGAGAUCUUAGCCCAGUUACUGAUAAGCUGUGGAAGAACUUUUAUGUGUUACAAUUUGGUGCUAACAGCACCAAUGUUGUAGUUGAGAGAAUGAAAGAGAAGAGAGUUUCAUUUAAAUGGAGACAAUUGUAUGAGGCGAAGGUAAAGGAUAAUGAGGAGGCACAACAAAAGUCAUUUGAGCGAAUAAAGCAACUAUAUAAAAAGGAAAAUGCUAAGAAGCAAAGUCGACAGGUUCAACUGUGCACCAAGGUGCCACCCUCCACCAACAAAAGGGGUUUUUGGGGAGGAGGCCCUAGUAGUAACAUUGGCAAUACAAAGAGUGGCAUCAUGAAGAAGGCUAAACUAGAAUUCCUUAACAGCCGAGAGGUGAAAAACCUAUCAGCUAUGAAGAAAACCAACUUUCAAAACAACCAAAGGGUUUCUCCUAUUAUAAAGAAACCAAGUCAUUUUCCUGGAAAGUCUUCUUCUACUCCUUCAAGUUCCAAAUUUAGUACAUCAACAUCAACAGCAAGAAGAUUUUGAAGAGCCUUUUCACGUUUGGUUUUGAAUAAGGUUGUGUAUCUCAGUUUGUUAUAGAAUGUUUCAAAUGUUGAUAAAAGUCUUUUCCAUUUUUCUAUAAAUGUUGUAUGCUACUGCUGACCUGUCAACAAGUAUGUUUUCACUUUCUGCAUCCCAAUGUUCACCUUUUAAUGAUAACGUGCAUAUUCAUGUUUUGAUUGCAAUUAGAAAUAGUUUGUGUUUAUUUCCAAGUAUUAUCAUCUCGUACUAGGAAGCAACACAAAUUGGUGA